Molecule: messenger RNA, 9127 nt
Organism: Toxoplasma gondii ME49
Lineage: Eukaryota; Apicomplexa; Conoidasida; Eucoccidiorida; Sarcocystidae
Exons: 7
Coding region: 1175-8260 (2361 amino acids)
Source: RefSeq, a predicted model, not a curated record
CGGAACUGCGUCUGUCCGGGCGCUUCCUCCGCUAAAACUGUCGCGAAUCUGGAACACACGCGUUCCGCCCUCACCUACACGCAGCUGACCUCGGUUCUCUGGACGGAGUGCAGAAGGAGGCCGGGGACUGUGGCGCGACGAGUUUUUUUUCGUUUUUUUUGACUUUCUCGAGAGUGACGGCUUCUCUGAUCGCAGGCGGGGGUGCGUAAGCGGCGUUCUGUGCAGAGAAAUCCACUUUUCGCGUGUCUGCCACGCCCUCCUCCCCCCACCUCCCUGCAGCUGGUGGGUGGUUGGUGCUAAACGGGCAGUUUUCACAGCUUAACAAGCUUGUCUUCUGUGCUUAUCCACAGGUUUCAAGUUCGCUGCAGAACCGGAUGUGUCUUUCGGCGUGAACGAGAACCGCGAACAGACGUCUUUUCCGCGGAAGAAGGCGGCAUCGGCUCGGCGAGUCGUUCAGCCGCAACACCUCGCGUCUGCUGAGGUCCCGCGAGACAGCAAACAGCGAGGGCGCGACAGACCGACGAAGAAAGAGAUGAUGCAGAAGAGAGCGAAGGCGAGGAAAGAAGCAGGCAGCCAGAACUGGAGAGCGGAGGACGGACCCAAGGCGAAAAAGCCGGAGACGACCGAAUCAAAUCCGCACGGGAGUUCGAGAAGACAACACAGUGUGUUGAGGCCCCGAGAGAGGAGAGAGGGGAGAGGGGAGAGGAGAGCGCAGCCGGUGUGAGAAGAAACGGGCAAAGGACGAAAAGUACGACGGCGAGUCCGAGGACUCACGAGCUGGAAAAAAGAGAACUCGAGAGUGUAUGCGCAGCGAGGAAGAGAAGGUGAAAACACGCGACAGUCGACACACACAAGAGAGGAAGAGGCAGCCAACAGGUGACCCCCGAGGGAAAGGCGAAAACGAAUGUUUCUUUCUUCGUUGUCGGAACUUUGCCGACGACGCGGGAGAGCGACUGUGGCCCAGGUGUCUUGCGACCAGCCUGCUUUUUCACUUCCUGGACCGUCCUUUUCUUCUGCUGUUCCCCAGGACGCGUUCUCGUCUUUUCGUCUGCACCUCUUUCUCUCUUCUGUCGAGAGCUUUUCUUCCUUCUGAAACCUUCUCAUUUCUUCUCUUCGUUCGGUUUUUUUCGCCUUCUUCCACGAGCCUUUUCCUCGACCACACUGUUCGUCGACAAUGCCCCGAGCGUCUCUGCGGAACAGACGAAAGAAUGGAUCACUUCACCCGUCUGCAUCUUCCUCCCCGGAAGGCGAAGAGAGAGUCUCUCCAUCUCCUUCCCUUCUGCUGUACUCUUCUUCCUCUGAUACUUCCUCGUCAUCUUCUCAAGUGUCUCCUUUCCCCGCUCCUAGCGGCGUAGCUGUCCAGACCUCUGGGCUGCAGCGACAGGCGCACGAAGGCGAACCGCGCUUGCCGGCUCUUCCAGAGUCUUGCCGUUCUCCGAAACUUCUCUCGAACUUCCUCUCUCUCUCUUCUUCCUCUUGUCUCUCCUCGUCCACUUCGUUUGCCUCCUCAGCGCCUUCUCACCCGCAGCCCAAGUCCGAAAAUGCGCUUCCUUUACAGACGGAUGACGACGGUGGGUCGGCGUCCGUCUCCGGGGAAAACACCUGCACCCUUUCGCUGUUUGCUUCUCCUGUUGGUGCGGCCAUGCAGGAGCCUUCGCCGUCGCUUCUCCGCUCUCCCUCUCGAGGCCAAAGACAGGAGAUUCCCCACGGCGACUCGAAGCCGUCCCCGAGCCUCGAGACUCGCGGCUUCGGCGCGGAGAGGCUGCUGUCUCCUGCUCUUUCGGCUUCUGCUUCUCUCGGUUCUCGUACUCGUGACGGCCAACAAGUUGAAGGAAGAAGCAGAGGCGAAGGAGAAGACGGAGGAGAGUCUCGAGUCCGAGGCCAGGCAAACAGCGAAAAGAGAGCUCAGGGGUCUCCGCCGUCGUCCCCCGUCCUCUGUCCUGCCUUCUCUUCUCCAGUGCCUUUCCAGACAGAUGGAUGCUUAGCGGCUUCGUCUGUUCCUUCCUUUUUCAGUUUUUCUUCUUCUCUGCGUUUCAAGGAACGGCAGGGAACUGGACCCGCAAGCGACAACUUCACUGGACAAGAGGACCGCGUCUUCUUCUCGUCCUCCUCCUGUUCCUCCUCUGCGUCUUCUGCAAAUGCCGUUCCCCUCUGCUCGCGCUACCGCACACCCAAGAGCCUCGUGGAAGAGGAGAGAGAGACAGGUCACGCGUCAGGACCUUGUCUCUCCUCCUUCGCCUUCUCGCCGCAGAGAAGAGAGAGAGAAUUCGUCUCCUCUCUCCACCUCCGUGCGAGCGAGAGUCUCAGCCGCAAGCGGCUAGCCUUCUCCUCUCCCGAGAGCGUUGCGAGUGCGGCGCCAGUCUGCUCCUCGCUCGGCAGGGAGGAGAAAAGAAACUUCCUCUCCCCAGUUCUAGCCCCCCGGCCGUUCGAGAGACACACAGAUGAGAACAUGGAGACAGAGGAGAGGAUGGAGACGAAGGAGAGGAUGGAGGAGACAGAGGCGAACAAGGAGAGAAAGGAGAAGAAGGAGAGCACGUGGAUGGGAGCUAGAAGCAAAGAGGUGCAAGCGAAGAGUUCUAACACAAUGUCUCCUCUCUUGUUCUACAGCGAGCCGAAGAGGAAGGAGGGAGUGGAGGGGAAGCAGUCGCAGGGACAGAGAUCUCUGCAAGGCAAAGUGAAUGUUGAACCAAGUGUCGAGAUGACUCUCCAAGUGCAUGAGCGAGGCCGCAGUCUGUGUUUCCGAGGAAACGUUUCUUCUCUGCAGAGAGGAAGAGGAGGAGAGAAAGAGAGAGAAGCCAAGGCACCCACACAGAGAGAGCAUCGGACAGCGGACAAGGAGCGAGAGGCGAGAGAGAAGACGGAUCACAAGACAGGCAGGGAGCGAGAGGAGCUGCAGGAGCACAGACAACGCAGAGAAACGGGAGAGAAAGGAACUCCCAAGAAACGGAAGCCACGAGCGACAGCACCCUCACGAGAGGAAAGAAAAGCCUUUCUGAAGGAGAGGAGGCUCGGAGGUGCCUUUGCAUGCACGAGAGAGAGUUCGCGGGAGAAAGGGGAGAGGAUAUCGUCGACGUCUGUGACUGAGAAUGCGAAGGAUGCACGCGCGAACGAAGAGGCCGACUGCGUCGAAGCAGUCACGGAUCUCUGGGAGCGCGGUCUGCUGUCUCCAAAGGCUCCGAGAGACAGGUCUCUGGGCUAUGGUUCCUCGCACAGCAGCCCAAGGAAAUCCGUUCCUCUUUCCUUGAAGGAGACGCGAGUGGAGACGACGCAGGCGCAGACAGACAGCCGACAGGCCGCGCCUGGUGCGGCGGAGAUAAGCGGCCAAGGAGACCGAUGUGAAGAGCAAAAAGAAAGAGAGGGGGAGGAGGAGGAAGAGGGAGUGGAGAGAGAGGAGAGGGGAGGCAGAGACGACGGGCGCAGAAAAGAAGAAAUAUACAUCGAUCCUCAGGCGUUGAAGUGGAUGGCACCCUUUUGCGCGGACGAAGACCAAGUGUUGACGCGCGCUCGCCGUCGCCGCAACUCUGUGACUGUGUUCCAUCACCUCCAUGAACAGACAAAAGGCCUCGCUUCUCGCGCAGGUCCUCUCUCCCUCUCAGACGCGUCGCGGCCUCGGAGAAGAUGCACCAGAAGCCGCAGCCGGAGUCUGAGUGUGGAGAGACCUGAAGAAGCAGCGACAGGCGAAGAACGCGCGGGCAGAGGAGAGAAGCAAUCGCGCGAAGCAGAGACCGAGAGAGAGAAGGAGGGACCAGCAAGAAAGACGGAUGAAAAACGGAGAAAUGAGACACGCGCAGAGGCAGGGGAGAGGUGUGAGGACGGACGAGCGGCUGAGCUCGGCCUGAAAGAAGGAAAAGAGAGCAGGCGCCUUUCGAGUUGUCUGCAAGUUGACGAAGGCGGACGACCGAGUCGUCGGGGGCCAUUCUCGCAAGUCGAGGAAAGUAAAAGGUCUGAGAAGAAAAGAGACCAUGAAAAAAGAGACGCUGAACCUGUUUUCCAGAGUCGCGUCAGCUCAAUGGCGCACCGCCGAGCCUCUUCGGUUUCGUCAUUUUGCGAUAUCGCUUCUCCCCGCGACUCUUCAAAAUCGAGGGUCGAGGCAUCGAAACCCAGAGUCUCGGAGUCGCGCGUCGCUCUUUCGCCUUCGCCAUCCGGAUGGUCUCUCUCGCCUCGAAAACCUGCGUUCUGUUCUCCUCUCUGUUCCCCGGCCAGGCGUGGACGAGCGUCGUCCUCUGACUCCGCUGCGCUCGCCUUUCCUCUCUCCUCUGUCUCUUCUCUCGGUUCUUCGCUUUCGCGAGCGUCGCCUCCGCGAGUCUCUGGGAGUUGGAGUCUUCCUCUCGCUGAAGUCAUGUCUCCGUCGUCGCCGCCGCGGAGUUCAACGGCUCUCCGCCCACAAUGUCCUGUGCUGUCUCCAGCGCCUUCUCUCGCGUCGUCUUCUCCUCGCUCCGCCUCGCGACAAACAGAAAAUGCUGGAAAGACUCUCGAACUCGACACUUCGUCCACGCUGCUGGUUCGUCGGUCCCCGCGCCUCUUCGCUGCUUCCCUCGGAUCUUUGCAGUCCUCUCCUCUCUCGUCUGGCUCUCCUUCGCUCUGCUCGCAGGGAACUCCUCAUGUCUCCUCUCUCCGUGGCUCUCCACUGCGCGCUUCCUGUGGGAUCGUUGUGCCUUCCUCCUCGAAAAAGAAGGAGAAAAGCGAGGGGAAGAAGGACGGAGAGGAGAACAAGCAAGAGAAGAAGAACGCGGAGCAGAAGAAAGACACGGACGAGAAGAAGAACGAGGAGGGGAACAGAGCGCAGAAGAGCGAAGCAUCUCCUGCAAAGGAGAAAGGCCGGCGUGUAACGCGGCUUCCAGAGGCGGAGGAAAGACGCAUGCGCGCGUCGCCAGAGAAGGACAGAUGUCUAGGAGGUCCGAGGAAAGCAGCUGGGAAGCGCGAGACACGCGGGAAGGAGCAAGACUCUGUUCCACGAGAAGACGUUCAGCAGAGCUCUUCUGUUUCCUCAUCGGCUUCCUUCGUGAGUACUCGUUCAGACUCCUUGCAAACAGAUAACAGCGAUCGAGUAAGCGGUCGCGCCAGUAAGAAACUCCGAACUCGUCUCUCUCCUCCCGCCACUCUCCCCACUUCCUCUUCUUCGUCGCUUUCUCUCUCUUCCUCUCGUCUUUCUCUCUCUUCUUCCUCUGGAAGGCGGGCAGCUUCCAUGCAGCAGGCAGACUCGCUCUCGUCUGCAGUUUCUCUCGCGCCUCAAUAUUCUCAACCGAAUUCGAGGCGGCAGAAAAGCGACGGAGAUUCGGUGACCAACUCGUCGCGGCUACGAGGGACCCGAGUGCGAACGGGGGCUGAUCUUGCCAGGAAGGCGAGAAUGGAGACAACUGGAAAGAAAGUCGAAGGCGAGAAGAAAGAGGAAAUCGAGCAAAAAGAGGAGGGGGAGAUGGAAGAGGAGACAUGUGCAAAGAAUGGGCGAAAGGCCUUUCGUGGAAGAGCCCCCGCAUGCAAGAGAGAGGCUCCAGGAAGUGUAGGAAAGAUGGAGAGCAGAGACGCCAAAGAAGAGAAGGGGAAAACGACUGAAGAUGACAAAAACGAAGAGGUCCAUGCGAAGGCGGAAGCGGAGACAGUCACUUCAGAAGCCUCUGCAGAUCAGGUGCCUUCUCUCCCUUCUCUCUCUGCGUCUUCUCUCUCUUCAUCUUCUGUCUCUUCUUCGGGGGAUGCGCCUUCUCUCUCUCUUUCUUCUCUCUCUUCUCUUUCUUCUCUUUCUUCUUCGGGGCAUGCGCCUCGUGCGAGUUGCGAGCGACAUGAACUGCAAGGAGGGGAAGACUGUGAAGGACAAGACUGCGCCGAGCCGAGGAAGGAACCGCAUGCAGAGGGGGGAGACAUGGCGUCGGCGCCCAGCUUCGACGAGAGUCGAUCGUCAGAAAAGAAAGCUCAAGUGAGGCAGGUCAGGAUUGGUGCCGUUGGAGAGCAAAGCCGCCAAGAAGAAAGAGGGGACUCGGCUCCGUUUUCCGCGGCGCUGUCCUCGGAGUCCGGUCGAGCUGCUGCGUCGAGAAGCGCAAAACCCUCGCUGGCCAAGCCGACGUCGUCGCUGGGGUCUCCGUUCCCCGGCACCUUCUGCUUCUCGUCGCCGUUUCGGAGGCGCGCCUCUUCGUCUGAGGCUUCCACGGAGCGCCAGACGUUGCUUGCUCCUCUCACUCAGCUCUCGGCCGCGAGGCACCGCCUCUCCUCGUCAGACGCCUCCGAUGUGCGAUCCGUCAGUGGGAGAAGCAGCGGUCGCUCCUCGUCUUCUGUCCUGCCAAGUUCGCGGCGCUCGUCUUUCUCGGCGGCCAGUCCGUGUGCCUCUCCGUCUUCGCUCGCGGCGCAUGCAGACGACCAGGGAUUGAGGAACUCGAGAACAACGUCGCAAGUGUCUGAGUGGGAACGACGCCGAGUCGAGGAGGAAGCGAAACAUGAACGAGAUCUGCAGCAGGCUCUCGACGACGACCUGGAACAGCAGGUCCACUGCAUGCGCCAGAGCGGCGCCAGCGUGAGAGACGACGCGCAAGAGCCGAGCCCGAGAGACAGAAAGAGAAAGCGAGAAAGCGACGAAGCAGAGGCCGAAUCGAGACGGGCAGACCUCUCAAUGCACACUCCUAGCUUCCUGGCUCUGGAUCCCUUUCUCGUCGAUGAGGCAGAUGAGAAGCUACUGACAACGCAGCAGCUUCGAACGUAUUUGUCUACAAUCAUCACAGGAGAUCUGCGCGAGAAGUCUCGGGAGGCGCUGCUGUACAUGGCGAAGGCGUGGAGCCUCCAAACUCACACGUCAACCGGCGUUCCGAGUUCGCGGAUGAAUUUUGCGAACGUCGGCGAACGCUUCGUUCCUCAAGCUGCUCGACGGGUCCAAGGCAAGGUACUGCCGAAAGAACGGCGCCGGCACUCGAUUCUUCGGUGCAGCAGUAGCGCAGUGUUCGACGGAAGCAGAGAAAACGACAAACCGGAGAAGCUGAAGCGUCGCAGAAUAUCCUUUUCGCCAUUCAACAAGGUCCAGUUGUACACUUUGGACGAGACGGAGAGACAAAGCAAGGAAGAGGCCGCGCAGCGGUCCUUCCAGAACGAACAGCAGCAGCUGCUGCUUCUCGAGAGGCAGCGCGAGAGUGCGUCUUCUUUCUCUGCUUCGUUUGCGUCGCCUCCCCUGUCUGCGUCGCGCGUCGACUGUGGCGCAUCUCAGUGCUUUCCCCACGGAGACUGCGCAGCGUCCGAACAGGAGAACGGAGAGAAGGAGAACCGGAGGGGAGACGCAGAUAUGCAAAACGUCCUUUGUUCCCCCUUCGCGGGAGUUCCUCACUUCUCCACGCCGCCGCCGCCUGGUGAGAAGGCGCCUUCGUCCGACAGGGAGGCUGGUGCAGGCGCGCCUCCUUUUUCGUCCGUUUCCUCGGAGUUCUUCGUGGCUUGCCCGGGACAAGGUUGCUCGCCCCGCGAGAGCGGAGAAGGAUUUCCUGAGGCCUCUCUUUCGCGACCUCUCUCCGCGCUCGGACGGAGCAGAGUUCCCCACCUAACUCCGCUCGCAGAGAAUCGGACUGAGAAGCAGACCCGCGGAGAGGGCUCCUCGAGCUUCCGAAAGAGGGAACUGCUUUCGGCUCGGAGAGAAGACGAGAGUCCUCUCGGCUCUGCGGCGUUUGUACACAGCAAGUUGCCGUUCACGACGUCCCCGUCUUUCAAGCUCCUCCACGGCUCGCCAGAGGUCUCCAGAGUCUCAGUUUCUCCUUCCGCGGCCUCAUCGCCCUUCGCCUCUGCAUGCGCGCCGGGACUGCGGCGGGCACCGAGACCUGAGCUCGCCAGGAAGCAGACUCUUUCCUCAAGGCCUGUCGGGGGUGGGCCUGUCUCCUCGCUUCAAGAUCUUCGCGAGACGCACCUGCGCGCUCAGGCGCCUUCUUUGUCAGUUCCGAAACCGGCGCUGGCUCCCUCCCCCUUCUCAUCGCUCGCGGCUGUCUGCAGCCGUUUCUGCCUCCCGGACAAACGCGAACAAUCUGAGCGGCGCCGUGCGUCGACGUUCGCGGACUGUACGAACACAGGGGGGUGCGAGGACGACGAAGAGAACCGAGAGAAUCGCAUGGCCAACGUGAGCCUGUCCAGGGCCGAGAGAGGAAGAGAAGAAACCGGUAAAGGCGAGAGACUCGUGACAGAGAAGGACACCGUCGGAAACGAGACCCCUGUGCAGUUCUACAUCAGUCCUUCUGGGCAAAGAGUUUAUCGCCGCGGGUCGCUUGUCUCCCCUGCGACGGUCUCUGGAUUUCAGUGCUUCUAGGCACUGCGGAAGACUCUUCAGUGCUCAGACCCCCAUGCUGCAGACCAAGAGAAGAGGAAAAGCCACCCUAAACGUCUGUUCUGUCCUAUACAGAAAAAUAUCUUUAUCCAUGCAUCUUGUGACACACCCAUAUAUAUAUAUAUAUAUAUAUAUGUGUACAUCCAUCCAUCCAUACAAUUAUAUAUGUAUUUGUAUUGCAUAUUCAUGCAGUUCUGGAUAUAGAAGUAGAUUUGUCUGCAGUGGCGUGUGAGAGAAGCGAGCGGUUGAAGUGUCUCCCGUUCUUCUCGCUUUUUUUCGGUGCUGGAGCUGGUGGAAGUCUCACCGGAGAAAACGAGUUUUUUCGAAACAAAGUCGGAGGCAGAGUCUGCUGUCAGUCUGCCCCGAACUUCGUCGAAGACGUUUUCGCAGGAAAACCAAGAAAAAGGAGGCGCCGGCGUCGAGUUCGCCCAGGCUCUUUCCUCUCCUUCGCAGGAAAGAAGCGUGUCUGUAGCUGUCCGUAGAUCCACAUCGCUGGGGUGUACAUACACCGCGAGGCGCGAGUUCGUUUUCUCGUUCCUGCCUCAGCGGGAGACGGCGCACUCCGUUUGAGUUUUUCUGUUCUUUUGAAUGGGGCAGAGGCCAGAAGCCUCUGUUUUUGUCCUUUUCCCUCCCUCUCGUUGUUUGACCCCAGUACGGAGGACUGCAGCUGGAGAGAGACCCGCGCUUGCAAAUGCCUUCUGUAUAUUUUGGGGGGAGGGGAGUUUUUCAACUUUUCUCUCCGAAUGGACUGGCUCCACGCCAGGGGCCGUGCGGACUGCGCCUCCCGUUUUUGAGUUUUUUGUAUUUUUUCCGCGAGACACGCUUGCAGCGGAGAGCUGAAAACGACCC